Molecule: messenger RNA, 1674 nt
Organism: Candidula unifasciata
Lineage: Eukaryota; Metazoa; Mollusca; Gastropoda; Stylommatophora; Geomitridae
Source: the annotation of a GenBank genome assembly
AUUGUGCGGCAAGACCGAACCAUGGAAAGGAUUGUGUUCCCCAUCCCAGAGAUCUGCGAGUACCUGACCAAGGAAACUAAACUGAAUGUGUUUAAACGAGCGGAACGGGAUGAGCAAGGAAGCAAAGUUGCCGAUUUCUUUAGCCGACAUCAUGAAAUGUUUAACGAGAUGAAGUGGCAGAAAAAGCUUAGAAUGCAGCCUGUGAUGUUUUGGUUCAGCAGUCAUAUGGGUCUAUGGAACAGCAUAUCCUUCAGCUGUGCGGUCAUCAUCAACUUGCUGGUGGCCAUUUUCUACCCAUACAAUACGCUCGACUUUCAUUCGGUGGGCGCUCAAUUCAACGGGCUCUUGUGGGGUGCUGUCAUGAUCUGCACUGCUGUGGUGGUCUUCUUUCCUCAUCCCAUGGGAUUCAAGGCACUGCUGGCCUCCAUUAUAUUACGUUUUAUUUGCACAUUUGGUUUGAGAGUAACACUGUUCCUCCUUGGCCUAAUUAAUCUGCUCAACAAGUUCAUCUUCAUGGUCAGCCUGCUCGGCAACAGAGGGGUGCUCAUCAAGCCGGUCAACGAAAUUCUCUCUGACUUUGAGAUGGUCUACCACAUCGGCUACUUCAUUCUCUGUGCUCUCGGCUUCUUCUUCCACGAGUUCUUCUUUAGUCUCCUGCUGCUGGAUGUUGUCUAUAGAGAGGAGACCCUGCUGAACGUGAUCAAGUCUGUGACUAGGAAUGGGCGCUCUAUCCUCCUUACCACCGUGCUGGCUGUCAUCCUCAUCUACCUCUUCUCCAUCAUCGGUUUCAUCUCCUUCCAGGACGACUUCCUUAUGGAGGUGGAGCACCCGAUGGUGCCUCGCAUCAAAUCAGAUGAUCACAACUCCACACAGAAAGCCAAUCAAACAUCAUGCCCAGCUGAUGGCACCAACUGUACCGAGGCAGAGGAGUCCUACAUCUCACAGAUUCUUCAAAGUGCUGAAUGGCCUUACUCUGAAGAGCCAGAAGAAGGAGAGAAGAUGCGAGCCUGUGACUCUCUGAUCAUGUGCAUCAUCACCAGCAUCAACCAGGGGUUGAGAAAUGGAGGAGGCAUUGGGGAUGUUCUCCGCAAGCCAAGCAAAAAUGAACCAUUGUUUCUAGCUCGGGUGGUCUACGAUCUCCUCUUCUUCUUCAUUGUCAUUAUUAUUGUCUUGAAUCUCAUCUUUGGUGUCAUCAUCGAUACUUUUGCUGAUCUGAGGAGCGAGAAACAAACCAAGGAUGAGAUCCUGAGAAACACCUGCUUCAUCUGUGGCCUGGACCGAGCCACUUUUGACAAUCGCGUCGUGACCUUUGAAGACCAUGUGAAACAUGAACACAACAUGUGGCAUUAUCUGUACUUUAUUGUCCUGGUUCGAGUGAAGGACCCAACGGAGUUUACCGGACCUGAGAGCUACGUCGACGCUAUGAUUAAAGAGAGAAACUUGGAGUGGUUCCCUCGCAUGCGGGCCAUGUCUUUAGCAGCACAGGACAGCGAAGGGGAGCAGAAUGAGAUCCGCAGCCUCCAGCAGCAGCUUGACCAGACAACCAAACUUGUGCAGAAACUGUCUGGUCAGCUUUCGGAGCUGAAAGAACAGAUGACAGAACAGAGGAAGCAGAAACAACGUUAUGGACUUCUCCAGAAUCCAGUACCAAUGUCCAUGCCGGCACAGUUUUAA